Messenger RNA from Myripristis murdjan (pinecone soldierfish), 1846 nucleotides. It is a transcript of the gene clic3, whose product is annotated as chloride intracellular channel 3. NCBI's taxonomy places the organism in Eukaryota, Metazoa, Chordata, Actinopteri, Holocentriformes, Holocentridae. The coding region runs from base 209 to 928 and encodes 239 amino acids. The record is from RefSeq and is a predicted model, not a curated record. The transcript is spliced from 7 exons.
AGAUACAGAGAGGAAGACAGGGAGGAGUGAGGCACUGGAACACAGACAUCCAGGUGGAGUGAAGACAAAGCAGUGCGGCUGUAUCCCGUGCACACUGUGGCCAUCACUCGGGAGCCGUGGAGCCCCUGGAAGAAGCGAAGAACGGAGAAAGAGACACAAACAGAAAGAGAGAGACAGCAGGAGAGAGAGAGAGAGAGAGGAGGGAGAGAUGGCAGAGGCCCCAAAGAUUGAACUCUUCAUUAAGGCCAGUGAUGACGGCGAGAGUGUGGGAAACUGUCCUUUUUGUCAGAGACUCUUCAUGAUUCUCUGGUUGAAAGGGGCCAACUUCACACUCACGACUGUGGACAUGAAGAGGGCUCCUGAGGUGCUCAAGGACUUGGCUCCCGGCUCUCAGCCUCCAUUCCUCAUCUGCAACGGUGAGGUCCGCACAGACACCAACAAGAUUGAGGAGUUCUUGGAGGAGACAUUAGCCCCGCCACAGUAUCCAAAACUGUGCUGUCGAUACAAAGAGUCAAACGGUGCUGGAGAUGACAUCUUCCAUAAAUUCUCUGCAUAUAUCAAGAAUGGCAACCCUGGACUUAAUGACAUGCUAGAGAAGAAGUUUCUUAAAACCCUGAUAAAACUGGACAGAUACCUACUGACCCCUCUCCCGCAUGAGCUGGACCAGAACCCGGAUGCCAACGAGUCUUCACGCCAAUACCUGGACGGCAACUCGCUCACCUUGGCAGACUGCAACCUGCUGCCCAAACUCAACAUAGUCAAGGUGGUGUGUAAGAAGUACCGCGACUUUGCAAUUCCUCCGGCACUAAAAGGCCUGACACAGUACCUGGAUAAGGCCUACCAGCAAGACGAGUUCCGCUACACCUGCCCCAAUGACUCAGAGAUCCUCCUGGCCUACCACUCUGUGGCCAAGUACCUUACCAAAUAAACAGAGGGCGAGAGAUAAAGCAAAAACAAGGCGAUAGAAGAGCAGAACAAGCACUGUAUGCAAAAGACAAACGAUAAUGUUUCAGUAUCACAGGAAAGUGAUUUCGAUUUUAUCUGUAUCAGAAUUGUUUGAACAUGCUUAAUGAAAAUGAUUUGUCCUCUGAUUUGCUUCAUGCUGCCUUUGUAUUGUUGUGUUCAUGAAUUGGGUUCUGAUACUGUACAAACAGCAGACAAGCCACUGCUUCAAAGUUGCUUCAGAUUUUUAUAUGUAGAUGUACUGCAGCACCUUGUAAUUGUUCUGAUGUGGAUUUCUUAUUGCACAAUUAUAAGCACUGUAUAUACCAGCAAAGAUUUCUGUUAUGUAAUCGCAUGGUAUACAUUUAUUGUGUAUGUAUAAGCUGAGGUAAAGUGCUUUGAAAUCUUUGGAAACCAGUUUUGAAUUAAUAUAUGUUAACUACAGGCAACACAAACAGCUUCAGCUAUGGAAUAGUUCUGAUGCAGAGACAAUGACUAUGUGAAAUUAUACUUAUCUCUAUUUUUAUGGUGAGUUUUCACACCAACAAAAAACAUUAAGCUCUGUAGAAAAUGAUUUAUCAUCACCCAGUUUUAAAUUGUCCAUCACACUCAACCCUCUUAAUAUUUUCAUUUGUUCUGUAAAGUAAUCAAAUAUAAAUGGCAGACGUUCCGACAAAGUUUUGGUAUGAAUAUUUGUCAUGAGGCAGUAUGCUCAAUAAAUGUCUGUAAUGUAAAUGUAAGUAAAUGUGGUUGGUGUUAUAUGCUCAGUACUUAGUAAGCAAAUCGAGACAAGAGCAGAGGCCAUAGACAGUGGAAAGAGGAAACAAAAAGAAGGAACAGGAAGGGAAAGAAACAGUUAAAGGUUAAAAAAAAAGGUUUAAAAAAUAGUGUGAUUAGGUCAUUA